CCACUGAGAGGAGCAGUGAUAUGCUGCACUUCAAUCGCUUCCGAGUUACGAUCCGAAAUUGCUCAGAUCGCCGAACAGCUCGGCGCUCUACACCAUUACGACCUCCGCAAUGACGUGACCCACCUCAUAGUGGGAAACACCGACACCCCCAAGUACAAGUACGUCGCCCGCGAGCGCCCCGACGUCAAAGUCCUGCUCUCCUCCUUCAUCCUCGCCUGCCGCGACCAUUGGCGCGAGGGGGACGAGCAGGCCCCGUCCAAAGUCGCCGAGUGGGUCGCCCAACUCGAGCGGGAGCAUCGCGUGCCCGUCUUCCACGGACUGCGGAUCUCGGUCACCGGGUUCGAAGACCUGCAGGUGCGACAGACGAUAAAUCGAGCGAUUCGGGACAAUGGCGCGUUGUAUUCCGGGGACUUGACGAGAGAGGUCACGCAUCUGAUCGCAAAGGAGCCACAGGGGAAGAAAUAUGAGUUUGCGAUGCAGUGGGGGAUCAAAGUGGUGGCGCUGGAAUGGCUUCAGGACAGUCUGCAGCGGGGGUUGAUACUGGAGGAGAAUCUCUACGAUCCACGGACUCCACCUGAACAGAGAGGUGUGGGUGCUACCGUCGCCGCCCCUCUGCCCUCGCCGCCGCAGAUCGAGUUGGGAAAUACCGUGGCGGUUUCGCAUCUAGGGCGGGACUCGGACGAAGACACCGCCGGAAAAAAGCGGCGGAAAAUCAGGAGGACCACGAGCAAGCGGUUAGAGGGCAGCGGGGAGAUGUGGGCGGAAAUCACCUCCCGGGGGCCCGAAGUAGGGAAGCAGGGCGAGUGGGAUGUUGACGAGCCGGAAAAGGGAGUGACUCCAGAUGGGAGCCCACAGCUAGACCAGUCCGAAGUGAAUGAGGAGCUUCAGUUCACCGCAGAACCAACCCUGGAGGCGGAUGUCUCCUCCCGCUCGGGACCUCGAGCGUCGAAGCCGAAAGCGCAAGGCAUAUUCCGACGCAGAGCGGUGUUUAUAUGGGCUUUCGAGCGCAAGAAGGUGAGUUGGAUGCACCCCUUAGGCUUUCUGGUUCUACCCCAUGAACAUCCAUUCUCCACGGAGGCGUCGAUACUCUCAACCUCCCUCUCCGAUCUCAACCUCCCUCAUGCUUACCAUAACCCCGUAUCGCACAUGUCCAUUGUCACAGAUCAAUGGGUAGAACAAUGCCUACAUUCUAAAACGCUCAUGGAGAUACCCGAAGAACGACCCGCGACCAAUCCGACAUGGAAAUCCACGGUCAUGCUCCAGCCCUUCAAACAACUCGGAGCCGGCGUGGUCCACGGCUGGAAGGAUCUGCGCAUCUGCACCACCGGCAUCCACGAUAUCGACUUACUCCAUGUCAGUCGCGUCCUCAAAUUAAUGGGCGCCGUGUUCGUGGAAAAUCUGACCAAAGACGUCGACAUCCUGGUUUCCGCCGCCCCGGAGGCCGAUGCGCGGAGAAGCGCCGGCACCCAGCUGACGCAGUCGCGCAAAAUCGAUUUCGCUAUGCGCGAGCACAUUCCGGUGGUUGAUGUGGAGUGGUUGUACGACUGCUUG
Eremomyces bilateralis CBS 781.70 is the source of this 1551-nucleotide messenger RNA. RefSeq lists its product as uncharacterized. Gene Ontology annotation, biological process: mitotic DNA replication checkpoint signaling; DNA replication initiation; mitotic G2 DNA damage checkpoint signaling. The record is from RefSeq and is a predicted model, not a curated record. NCBI's taxonomy places the organism in Eukaryota, Fungi, Ascomycota, Dothideomycetes, Eremomycetales, Eremomycetaceae. The annotation marks the transcript as partial. The transcript has 3 exons.